Messenger RNA from Tarenaya hassleriana, 1427 nucleotides. RefSeq names its product DNA-directed RNA polymerase I subunit RPA12. The transcript is spliced from 6 exons. Gene Ontology annotation, molecular function: zinc ion binding; nucleic acid binding; DNA-directed RNA polymerase activity. Gene Ontology annotation, biological process: DNA-templated transcription; termination of RNA polymerase I transcription. Bases 858 to 1220 code for a protein of 120 amino acids. Gene Ontology annotation, cellular component: RNA polymerase I complex. Lineage: Eukaryota; Viridiplantae; Streptophyta; Magnoliopsida; Brassicales; Cleomaceae. The record is from RefSeq and is a predicted model, not a curated record.
UCCAUUCUUCUUCUUCUUCUCCCUUUUCUGUGAUUUCUUUUUCUCCUUCUGUCGAUCUCGUGCUCGUCGUUGUCGGAUCUCUGUGAAUUUUGCUGUGAGUUCCUGUCGACAAUCGGAUACCGAUUGUUAAUGCCUGAGAAUGGGCAUGGGUUUGUUAGAAUCGAUUGUUGAUCUGUGAGAAAUUAACAAUGGGUUUGUGAGAAAUUGAGAAUCUGUGAGUGCUGUAUUUGGUUACCAGAUGGUGAUAAUCAACAUUUUUGUUCUGUCUAAAUCGAUCGUUAACACAUGAUUAUCACCACAAUAUAAAUAAUCUGAUUUAUAUUUUAAUUUUUGGAACGAUAAUUAAUUCUUACGUUCAUUGCAUUUUAGGGAGAUAAUUUUUCUAAAAGUUUAUUCUGCAAUAUGCCCAAUGCAUGGUUUCCACCUGACAGGCAUAGUAAUGGUACUAUUUUUUCGAAAUAUGUUUUCGUAACUAAAUUACCAAUCACCUGCAUUGCUAAAAAAAUAAAUAUUUUUUUUCAUUGGGCCUGUUACUGAGCCCAUUUUAAAUGGGCUCACGUUGGGCCUAUUUAGUUUCAAUCCCCGGUUUAGUUCACGGUUCGGUUUCCUUAACCGGAAAUAUAUUUGAGUUACUCUAAAACCCUAUUUUUCGGUUCGAAAAAAAAAAAACUAAAACCCUAUUUUUUUCCUUCUCCUCCGGCCUUGCCUCCGAGCUCUAUCCGUCGGAAUCUAAACGACUCGCCGGAACCUUAUCCUCCACCGCUUCCACCGGAAUCUUAUCUUCCGAAGAAGACCCUGGUUGACCAUCGUUUGCGUUCAUUGAUACGUUUGGUUUGUCUUUGGGCGAAGUUUCUCUGAUGGCGAAAUCUCUGGAAAGCGGUUUCUUAUUCUGCAACUUGUGCGGGACGAUGCUGAUUUUGAAAUCGCCCAAAUACGCGGAGUGUCCUCUUUGCUUGUGCAAGCGAGAUGCAAGAGAGAUCAUCGGCAAAGAAAUAUCUUACACAGUUAGUGCUGAGGAUAUCAGGAGAGAACUGGGCAUAUCACUGUUUGAUGAAGGACACGCACAAGCCGAGAGUGAACUGCCAAAGAUCAAGAAGAUGUGCGAAAAAUGUGGGCACCCGGAACUCGUGUACACAACCAGACAGACAAGAUCGGCGGACGAAGGGCAGACCACGUACUAUACUUGCCCAAACUGUGGCCACAGAUUCACUGAGGGUUGAGAAAGAUACUCUCUUGCUUCUAACAAUGGUGUUACACUUGCACUUUGACCAGAAUAUCAAGUUUAAGUCACAUGGAGUAAUCAAAAUCUAUAUGAUGUGAUUUAACUGCAUUUCCCAUGUAUUUUUAACUGAUUUUGUCAUGUUUUUAAUCAGGUUGUUGUUAUACCAUGAAACAUCAUUUAUAAUUAUGUCAUCAAUUUCUUAUUA